UGACAAAGGUUUUCAAUGCCAGAAAGCCCAGAAGAAGUUGGAUGCUAAGACAAUGGCCAACGAAGAAAAGCCCGAGCUGAGCACAAAGAUUAAACAAACCUGCCAUAACUAUAAAGAAGAAUUGCCUGUCCUAACUAAAAUGUUGAAUGUGAUUGAAGGUAAAAAUGUAGUUAAAAGUGAAGAAAAAUCUGAAACUGCUGGGCAGACAGUGCCUGUAAAAACUGAAAAUAUGAAAAUGAUUAACAGCAAAGAAAAUGUCUUGAAUGGAGAAAAUAUAAAGGAAACUGUACAAAUUGAUGAAAAGAAACCAUUGUCAAUGAUGGUUGGAGAGGAAAUGAUUCAGAUUGAAGUAGCAUCAAAUAACUCAGAUGAGGAAAGUGAAUCAGAAACUCAAAAGAAUGUGAAUAACUCUGCUCCAGUAUCUGAUAAGUCAGUGAAACUAGAAGGAGAUCACAUUUCAGGAACAGCUAAACAUACUGGUAGUUCAAUGAAAGAAAAUGUUGGUAAACAUGAAAAAACGGUGAAAGUAUCAGAAGUUGUGCAAAACAGAGUUUCAGAAUAUCUUAAGCAGUCACUCCAGUCGAGUAAGUUGAAAGCGAAAAGUGGACAAGAGUUACCUCAUGCUCCUGUAAUAGACUUAACUGCAGAAAAACAAAUGGUAAAAGCACUCUAUACUCCUAAGUCUAGUGCAAUAAAUACGUCGAUGCCAAAUAUCGUUUUAUUACCUGCAGGAAAUAGUUCCCAUCUUCCUGUAAAUCAAAGAUCACUACUUGUAAGCACUACACCAGCAGUGCCAGUAUCAAAUGUUCAGACAACAGUCUCAUCAGUUGCUGACCUUUUAAGAACUAUAUAUGUUCCAACUUCCGUACCUUCGACAAUGCGCACUACUUUACCUGCAAGUGGGGUUCAGUUUAAGACGUUAAACUCAGUGCUUGCCAGCCCAGUAGUGUCCUCCAGAAGUAGCACUUACCCAGUCAUUGGAAAUAUGCCAGGUCUAAGAAUGAUUUUACAAAAUAAACCGAGUGGAGGUCCAGUAACAUUACCUUAUAUACAAACGAAUGCUCCAAGAAUUAUUUAUGCUCCUUCACCUCGACCUACUAUUAUUACUUUGCAAAAGCCAGGAAUUGUAGGUUCUAGUCAUAUUAUACAAGGAAAAUCCAUGCAAAAUAGUUCUACACCAAAACAAGGUAAUGAUACUGCUGUGAAGUCAUUACUUGCCAAAAGUCUUGCAACUCCUCUGAAUCAGAACUUACAGACAGCAAAAAUGAACACAGUUGUACAACCGAAUGUUGUGAAUAAGGGAAUCAUUCCAACUACAGUUUUACAGUCCAGUGAUAUGAAAAAGAAAGAGCCAACUGUUUCAGUUCAUAAUGUGACAAUAGUUAUAGGAAGGGAUGGAGUGCAUUAUGAUAAAGCAACAGGAAAACCCUACGUAUAUCCUCCUGACCAGAAGUAUGUGAUUGCUGGGCCUAAGGGUAAAUUCUAUGACAGAGCAACUGGUUAUGAGGUGAAUGUUCCACAUUCAGAAAACCUCAAACAUGUGCCAGGUACAGUUUAUUUAGCAUCUGGAGUCUCUUUUACACAAGAGGCAUUGAAAAAGAUUAUGGCUAAGAAAAGAGCAAAAACUAAAAAAGUGAAAAAACAAAAAGAAGAAAUAACCACUUCUGAUGAAGAGUUUGAAAAAAUGUUGGAUCUCGAAAAAUCAAGUGGGGAUGAAAAUGAUGACACCAACUAUGAUUAUGAAAAGAUCUCGCAACAUGUCAGGGCAGCUAAAGAUAAAAAGUUACCAGCAAGAAGGGCGUCGCUGAAAACAUCUGACAGCGAGAAAGAGGAGGAUAAUGGGAGUAAUGUGGAGAAUGUACCAGUUAAACUCGGCAGAAACGCUAAACGUGCUGCAGCAAGAAAAUGUACUAAUUAUGCGGAAUCAUUAGGACAGUUAAAUUUCACCGAAGAAAUCAUUGAAGAAGAAGCAGCAGUGGAAGAGCCAUGUAAAGCGUGCAAUAAAAAUGAGGACCCUUCAACCAUUUUACUCUGUGAUAAAUGUGAUGGCAGCUAUCAUAUGUCGUGUCUCUCACCACCCCUGUCACUUGUGCCUUUAGAAGACUGGUUUUGUCCACAGUGUGAACAUAAUAUGCUGAUUGAGAGCCUAAGAGAGAAAGUGAAAGAAGUGAAAAAAGCUAAAAGGAGAUUCAGCCGAGGACAAGACAGAAUAUCAGUGAAAACCUUUAGUAUUGACUCGGAAAAUAUUUUGGAAGUUGAGAGACGAUCUUGUCGCACCAAGAGAGAGGUCAGUUACAAUGAGGCCAACUAUGAUAAGAUGAUUCAGAAAGCUGUCAAAGAGAUGAACAAACCAAAAGAGGACAGAAGUUCAUCUGAUAGCUCUGAUAGUGAAACAGAAAGUGAUACCAAACAAACGUCCAAACCUGAUCAUAAGCAGCAGAAGAAAGGGAAGGCUACAAAGAGGCAGAGGGACGGCACUAGGAAGUCAAGGCGGGUGAAGAAAUCCAGUUCAUCAGGCAAGAGUAAAGCAAAGAGAAGAAAAUUGACAAGUUUAGAGGAUGACAGUGGUGGCAGUAGCACUGAAUAUUUGGAGUCAGAGGGUAGUGAAAGUUCUGACACAGAGGGACCUGCUCCGGAUCAAGAGGACAUGGCAGUGGGAGGGAUCUACUUCACAUCAUCAGGACGUAAAACUAAGAAUGUUUCAUACACUUGAAAUGUCUCCAAUAUGUAUAGUUUGCAGUGUUAGAAGAAACCAUGGAGAAUAAACUAUGUUACAGACGAGUGGCAGUGUAGCUGCAGGACAAGAAAACUUGUCCCAUGAACUUGUUUGAAUGGUUGUAUAUUAGCGUGGAAAUGUUACUAGUGACCAUAUUUUACAGACUUUUAUACAUUUAAAGUUGUUGACAUUGGAUAUUCAAAGAAUUGAUUCUUAUGGAAUGAUGAACCACAAUGUGCUGGGUAGUAAGAUGCUUCAAACAAUGUUUAAGAACAUAAUAUUUCCUAAUUGAAUAUUGUUAACAAGGGAUUUUUUUCCCACUUUCAGUGCAUCACUUUCAUCUACAUAUUAAGUAGUAAAUACUGAGAUGGAAUAGAUAGUUUUGGAAACUGGUUGGUUUUAUAUAAAUUACAAAUUGAUUAGAUUUUACAUUCCAGUUAUUUUAUGGUUCUUUUACCAAUGUGUUAAAAUUUUAUUGUACCAGCCAGUUAAGAUAAGUAUACUUUAUACUUUCAAGCAGAUUAAUUUGUCUAUUUGGAUGAUUGUUAUACUUUAUUCUAACACGAUCUGCAGCAAUUGGUAUAUAAACAUAUAGCAAAAUCGCCUAUACAUGAAUCUACGAUAAAAUAUGGUUGGCUGUUACAUUUCACCCCCUAUGAUUGUGAAAUAGGAGAUUCUUCUUCAGUUACAUUACAUACAAAUUAUUUCAAGGCCAAACAGUUGAAAACAACAUCUCAAAAACGUAAAUAUGAUAAAAUGUCAUAUUGACUUAUGUGUAGGACCGUAAAACACGUUUUGAUCUCUACAAGCGAAUUCAAUUAGCUUAAUUAAGAUUCAGCGGUGACGUCAUAAAUGUAUGACAUAAAGUUUGACGUCAUAAUGGUGUGACGUCAUAUAAAGUUAAGCUCGUAACUUGUAACACAGGGUCAACUCGCUUUAUUUGACGAUUCUCUUUAUAAUUAGUUUGCGAGCUGUUAGAUUACUAAAUUAUAAAUACUUCUCAAAAUUCUGAUAAAAAGGAAACAAAUAUCUAUAUGUUACAUUGGCUAUGUAACUUUUUCUAACCAUAGGGGGUAAAUUGUAACAGCAUAUGACCCGAAUGACGUAUUACGCUGAAAAUGUAGUACUGUAAAAUGCGAAUUAUUUGCGUUGUUAGAAUCGAAAUAAUAAAUAUGUUCCAAUAAUUUUAUCAAUUAAUAAAACAUGGGCAGUCGUUUGGAUGCAGAUAAUUAAAUCACUCGUGCUACGCACUCGUGAUUUAAUUAUUACGCAUCCAAACUCCUGCCCAUAUUUUAUUAACUGAUAAAAUAUAGGAACAGAUUUAUUAUUUCUUAAGUUUACUUCAAAUGAACAUUGUUUAAUUGCUAACUGCAUUAAUUUUUUCCAUUAAUUAUUUCUUACUGCCAGUUAUUAGUCAGAAGGUUUACAUAUAGAAAUCGUACUGUCCACCUGUGUAUGCUUGUCAGGCCAAACUACAUUAAUUUUUGUAUUAGCUUCUGCUUUUAAAGUGUUCAAGGGAUCUCAGUGAAAAGCAUGAGUAGAGGAUGUAUCACACACAAGAGUUUGGUCUGUACCAUCAAGCUGAAGGUCACACAUACAAAGAGCAUUAACCCUGUGCAUCAGCUGUACAAUUUAGGGUAUGAUUACUUCGCAAAUGGAUUUCUUCAUAUUUAUUUUAGUUGUGUUUUGAAAAGAUCUGAUAACCAAUACAACAAAAUUUAAGCCUAGAGUUUCACCAUAGCAUAAGAUGAAUCUAAUAUUUGAGAUGCUGUUUCAUUUAUUAGUCAGCUUACUUUGAGUGCUUAAAGUCUUGUCAGACAAGUGCUGAGUGUCUGAAGUUUAUUGUUUUCUGUUGUUUAAACUUUUUUGUUUAGGUUUUUUCUGUAGUUAAGUUGUUCCCUGUAGUGUUACCAUGGUUAUUGAAAAAUAGGUGUAUUUAUAUUCCCAUCAUGUAUAUAACUAGUAGAUACCCAGGCUUUUGUUAAGAAUAAGUUAAAAACUGAGGUCGUACAAAGAUUAUGGCUUCUUUUAUAUAGCAAUAAUGCCCUUGACCCACCACUUAAAAUCCAUAUCGUAUAACUACAUCAGUUCAUUUCUCACUAGGGCCUUGACAAGGUAUAUGGCAAUACCCUGACUUGCUUUAUGGCAAGACCUUGACCUUGAAUAUCACAAGACCUUUAACUGGUAAAUAGUAAGACUUUAUUUUGUGUCGGAUAUGGUAUAACAUUUAAGACUAUCUAGCUAUUUGCCAGCAAAAAUUAGUUCUUAUGCAAAACAAACAGACACCUGUAAAAAUUAAUUUAUUGAAGUAAUAAAAUUUAAAUAUGUAAUCAAAUAUUACAUUUCGUUCACUAAUUGAAUUAAUGUAGAUGCAAGUACAUAAUUAUAAACUACAUUUUAAUUUGAUAGCUAAAACAUAUCUAAUUACAAUACAUGCAAAGAAUAUAUGAGCAGAAUCAGUUAUAAGGCAUAUGAAUCUCAAGUUGUAUUAAGAAUGUCUGAAAGUAAUCAUACUCAUAAAAUACCAGUGCAAAGAACAGGCAAAAUUGGAGGUUUGCCUCUCCCCAUCCCCCACACCAAAAAAAUAAACAAAUUUAAACAAUUAGUUAAAGAAAUAAAUUUCACAGCUGGAAACUUAAACCAAAUUUAAAUCCUAGUGCACAAAAUUUUAUAGGAACAUACCUUGUCUUAAUAUAAGUAAAAGCUAUUUGAUUUUGAGCUAACUGUAAGACGAAUGGACAUUGUCGUAAACCACUUAGUUGAUUCUUUUAAGCUCAUCUGACUUUUUGAAAAAAAAGAUGAGUUAUUGUCAUCACUUGAUCGGCAUCGGCUUUGCCUGGUCAAGUUUUAUGUUUAGGUCAGCUUUUCUCAUAUCAAAGGCAUUGCUUUGAAACUUGCAGCACUUGUUUACCAUCAUAUGCUGACCCUGUACAGCAAGAAACAUAACUCCAUCCUGCUUUUUGCAAGAAUUAUUGCCCCUUUUGGACUUAGAAAAUCAGAUUUCUUGGUUAAGUUUUAUGUUAAGGUAAGCUUUUCUCCUAAAUUAUCAAAGCUAUUGCUUUGAAACUUGCAACAGUUGUUCACCAUCAUAAGCUGACCCUGUACAGCAACUAACAUAACUCCAGCCUGCUUUUUGCAAGAAUUGGGCCUCUUUUGGACUUAGAAAAUAUCAGAUUUAUUGGCUAAGUUUACUUUUCUCCUAAACUAUCAAAGCUAUUGCUUUGAAACUUGCAACAGUUGUUCACCAUCAGAAGCUGAGUCUGUAUAGCAAGAAACAUAACUCCAUCUUGCUUUUUGCAAGAGUUAUGGCCCUUUUUGGACUUAGAAAAUCAUGAGUAGGACAAUAUUUCUAUUAUACAGAGACAAAAAAAUCAGAUGAGCAUCUGCACCUGCAAGGCAGUGCUCUUGUUUUCAUUACUUCCACCAUUAUUCAGAAAUUGAUUACUGGAGGAUAAUAUGUUGUAUAGUUACUUUUUUUGUUCUUUUCAAAUAUAACAAGCUUGCAUUAUUGUAUGGAUAUAGAAUUGACUUUUUUCGCAAAAGAAAUUGAUCAGCCAAACCCAGGAAUUUCUGACAGUGCUCUCUGUAUUGCUGCUAUACUAGAGGGUAUUACAUGAGUCUUUUCAUAUUGAAUUUACUAAACAAGUUGAAAUAAAUACGAGGCUCUGCUGAGCAUUUUAUUGAACAAUUUUAAUUAACUCAAUUUGGCAAGACACAAAUGUAAUGUUCUUUUGAUCACAUGUAAGCUUUUCCUGCUAAAACGUCAAAAUUUCUUCUUUCUUAACCUAUUAUAGACAAAAUAAAUUUGACAAACAUCUCCUAUACAUAAAGCUUUAUUUUACUAGUGUAAUACCAAAUUUAUGUAAUGGCUUUAUUUCUCAUCAAACGUAUGAUAAUAUGUUUCACGCAAUACAUUAUGAUGUUCACUUAAAUACUUUUUGUUGCACUGUCAUUUAUAUCAUACCAACUAAAGAAAUAUUACAUGUAUGUAUUUUAUUAUUUGUAAGAUAUUUUUGGUUACUGUACAUGUAGAAAUAAUAGAUGUCUGUUAUUAAUCCCAUACCAGUCACAAGACCAGAGACUUUAGGACUGUCCUUUUCUGUCAUUACAGCUAGUUUUCGUGUCCAGUCUAUGUCUGCUGUCCAUCAAGGGGUUAUAAUAUUACUUUACACAGAUGUUCCUACAGCAAGUCGAUGAAUAAUGCGCAACACCCAGACCCCUAGCUUGAAGGUCACACUGAGGGUAAAGUCAAGAGAGUUUUUUCCUGUCACUUCAACAACUCGACCAUCCAUCAGGGGAUUUUAUACUGCUAGCUCUAUAACAAAUGACAGGUCAUGCACAACUUCCAGUCACUUUCAGUGCUGUGCUUAGGGUAAAUUUUCUUGGUAGUUUUUAUUAGGGUAUGAAAUACAUUGGCUUUUUCAAAGUGUGUGAAACCUGAAGACCUGCACAGGUACUAUAUAAACACAACAAAGUAUUUCGUGCCAUAAUGGAAAUUAAGUUGGUUUAUCCAGAAGUAAUGUCAAUUUGUCCGUUGUACAUUUAUUCAUCGUUGUAUUAUUAUAGAAAUUAGAUCAUGUAAGCUAAUUUGGCUAUAAAUACAUGGAUGAAUAUUGUAUUCUAGAGUUAUUUAGUUUUAAUUAUAUAGAUCUUCAAAGCUCACCCCAGAUGACAUUUUGCCACAUGAAAAAAGGGUUUCUUUUAUGAACAAUAAAAGACAACCACCAGUUGCAUUCAAAACAACACACCUGUGUAGAUUAAAGUUCUUAGGUAGAAAUAUUUGUUGAUUUCUUUCCAUUAUACACCUUUUUAUUGAUCCAGUGACAUUACUUUUGGAUCUACCCUCAUAUUUAACCAUAAAUUAUAUAUUGUACCUAUUGAUUUACCUUUCCCACACCAUUGUUGCAUACUUAUAAAGUUUUUGGUCUCUAUAAUGACAAAAAAGUCAGCUAACAGAGACUGUAGCAAUGUUCUUACAUAGCAAGUACAUUAUAUGACUGACCUCUGGUAUGUUUUUGUGCUUGUAAAUUUAUAUGGGAAUUGGAAUGAACAGUGAAUUUAUGUGGGAAUUGGAACGAACAGUGAAUUUAUGUGGGAAUUGGAACAAACAGUGAAUUUAUUUGGGAAUUGGAACAGUGAAUUUAUGUGGGAAUUGGAACGAACAGUGAAUUUAUGUUGGGAUUGGAACGAACAGUGAAUUUAUGUGGGAAUUGGAACAAACAGUGAAUUUAUGUGGGAAUUGGAACAAACAGUGAAUUUAUGAGGGAAUUAGAAUAAACAGUGAAUUUAUGAGGGAAUUAGAAUGAACAGUGAAUUUAUUAGGGAAUUGAAUUGCUUCAGCUGCAUACAGCAAGGAAAAAUCAUUUGGACAACAAAUGUUGAAUAAUUUAAUUGACAUGAGUUUAAUGCUGAAGCAUCUGUUAGCUAUUAUUAACUUUGUCAUAUCAAAGGGAAUUGUAUAGUAUCAAAGAUUUCUCACACAAAGCAAGCUUUGUCUGCAUGGAGCUAGGUGGUGACCAAUUUUUAUCAAAGCAUUAUGAAUUCAUUUAAUGCUGAAGUUAUCUAUAAAUAUAGUUUUCAAAAUGCUAGAAGUUAGUCUAGUUUUAUUAUUUGACCUGUUUAUUUCUUUUAAUUACCAGAAAGGUCUAGUUGUCAAAGUCACUAACUUUGAAUUAUUCAUCACUGCUGCUGGCCAGAAAAUACUGCACAGUAGAAUUCUUUGAAAACUGGAGGGGAUUUAGAAAAAAAUGCAAAUUUUGCUUUAAAUCAUUGCCUUUUGAUACACAUUUUGCAAAGUUUGACAGCUGUGAUAUAAGUGAUAAGUUAGCACUAGAAGAAACAUGCGGUCAUACUACUUUGUUUUAGGCAAAUUGGGUGCAUAAACAAAAUAUACUGAUUCUUGUGCACUGUUGAUUCAGGUAACUGUGUCAAUGUACUGGUAUGUGGAAAUUUUAAAAGUUCUCUAUCCCAGUUUCAAAAUGAUUUCACAGAGAUGUUUCUUGGUUGACCCUGAACCUCUUCAACUGUUAUGAUUUAUGAUCAUGGAUGUCUUUGGAUUGAACUUUUUCACAAAUUUGUUGAUGGAAAAAAAUGAUGCAGCACAAGUGAUUCUUCUAUUGACCUUUUUUACUACUUACAUAGAUUCACAGUAUUUGAUUUGAAACAUGUGUAAAAAAAAGACACAGCUCUUACUAGGCCAUUCUGUUUUCAUACUUGCUUAUUUACUAAUUUCACCUAGAACUCUGAUGAGCAAUAUAUCAAAAUUUAAGAUCCACCUUUUCAGUGACAAGAUUAAUUCUUCUUCUUGUUUCUUUAAGUAUACUUUUCAUAAUAGGACAGUAUCAGUCAUAUUUGAAGUCACUGUAAAGGAUUCCAAGGGUGGUCAUAAAGGUAUCUUUAUUAGUAAUGAACCCAUCUUCAAAAAAUAUUUUGAUGGGGCUUUUUCCAUUGUUGGCGUAAAUUUGAAAGUAUGGAAGAUUUCUGAAGUAUAAAAGAAUUCCUUCUAUCACAUCUUUAGAUUAAUAUACAAUCAAACCUAUGUUAAUAACCACCUCUGAAUAGAGACCACCUGGCUCUAAAGACCACAUGUUUUGUUUCCCAUUUUAACAUUUACAGUGUAUUUUAACCUGCAAAUAAAGACCACCUCCCAAUAAAGACCACAUUUUGGCUAUCCCAAGGGUGGUCUUUAUAGACAGGUUUGACUGUAUUGCAUUUAUAUGAAUUUUGGGACACAAAAAUCCACAUGUUUGGAUGUUGAAGAUUAAACAAUAUGGUCAUGACAGAGCACUUGUUUCAACAUUGUUAUUAUACAAUAGAGGGGAUAUUGUUGUUGAUUUAUUGAAUUUUAAAGAUUCUUACAUGUUCUUCUUUUACUAUAAACAUACAAACAUGUUAAGUGGUUUUUUUUCUGAUGUUUGUAUUGUUU
Molecule: messenger RNA, 9641 nt
Organism: Mercenaria mercenaria
Lineage: Eukaryota; Metazoa; Mollusca; Bivalvia; Venerida; Veneridae
Product: remodeling and spacing factor 1-like
Exons: 9
Coding region: 53-2713 (886 amino acids)
Biological process (GO): regulation of DNA-templated transcription
Cellular component (GO): RSF complex
Source: RefSeq, a predicted model, not a curated record